Molecule: messenger RNA, 1257 nt
Organism: Acytostelium subglobosum LB1
Lineage: Eukaryota; Evosea; Eumycetozoa; Acytosteliales; Acytosteliaceae
Exons: 6
Coding region: 1-1257 (418 amino acids)
Biological process (GO): nucleoside transmembrane transport
Cellular component (GO): plasma membrane
Molecular function (GO): nucleoside transmembrane transporter activity
Source: RefSeq, a predicted model, not a curated record
AUGAUUGAUGAGAAUGAGCGUACACCAUUGAUGGAUGACCCUGUCAAGACUGGUGCUCCAGAGGACAAAUAUGGUCUUGCAUGGAUAUGUUGCUCAUUCCUUGGACUUGGACUAUUGUUCCCAUUCAAUUGUUAUAUUGCAGCUUCGGACUUUUACGCUACACUCUAUCCAAAUGUAUCUUAUGCAUUCUUGAUGUCACUGGCCUAUAACUUCUUCUCUUGGAUUCUGUUGUUUGUAUCAUUGCGAGUGAUGCCCAAGUUCUCAUUCAGACUGAGGAUCAACACAUUCAUCAUUGGUGGCGCUGCCAUACUGUUUGUAAUGCCAUUCAUCCCGUCGAUGAUCUCACAGGAGACGGGCGCCGUGUCCUUCUCCCUGGUGCUCACCUUCCUCUCUGGCUGUCUGUCGUCACUGCUGUUUGGCAGUGUCAUGGGUCUGGUGGCGCUGUUCCCACCUACCUACACUGGAUCGGUGAUGAGCGGUAUUGGUGUGGCAGGUAUCUGUGCAUCACUCCUGCGUAUCAUCACCAAGGUAGCCAUGCCCAACACCGAGCAAGGUCAAAAAACAAGCAGCUACCUCUACUUCUUCCUUGGCAGUUUCAUCCUCCUCACAUGUUUCCUCGCAUUCCAACUCCUUCUCAGACUUCCAAUUACCAAGUAUUACAUGACAAGUUAUGAGGCAUCCAGAGCCAAGAAUGGAUCGAUCAAUGACAGUACCAACAACACAAAGAAUGAGGUACCUUUGAAGCCAUUGUUGCUCAAGGUUUGGAAGGAGGCAUUCGUUGUCUUUACCGUCUUCUUUACUACUCUAUCACUAUUCCCAGGUGUCACUGGACUUGUCCAGAAUAUCGAUUCAAACCUUGGACAGGACUGGUUCAACAUCAUCUUUACAUCAUUCUUCAUGGUUGGAGACUUUAUUGGAAGGACAGCACCAAAGUGGUUCAUUUUGUUUAAUCCCAACAACCUUUGGAUACCAACUGUUGCCAGACUUAUAUUCUUCCCACUCUUCUCAUUAUGUGUCAAGCCAGUUGUAUUCAAGAGUAUCUAUAUAUACUUUACCUUUAUGUUCCUGUUCUCAUUGACCAAUGGAUAUUGUGGAACAUUGGCAAUGAUGUUUGGACCAACGAAAGCAGAUGAGCAUGAGAAAGAGGUCACCGGCAUUGUUAUGUCAUUCUUCCUGAACUUUGGAAUAUGGGUAGCCACAAUGUUUGCAUUCCUUCUGAGUUAUUUGUUGACAGGAUCAACAGGUAUCAACUUCUAA